Messenger RNA from Rhagoletis zephyria (snowberry fruit fly), 2481 nucleotides. RefSeq lists its product as uncharacterized. Lineage: Eukaryota; Metazoa; Arthropoda; Insecta; Diptera; Tephritidae. The record is from RefSeq and is a predicted model, not a curated record.
UUGACCCAAACUCAAAAAAAAUUCCUCUUCGAAAUCUCAAAGCUGGAAAAAUAUUGUGCGAAAUGGUGGAAGAUAAACGAAACGGAUCACUCGGAAGCCGGUCUCAAGCUUUAUGUGGAGGAACUCACCAAACACCUAGCAUGGGUUGAACAGGCAUACGAGCUUGUACACAUGUGUUGCAGUGACGAAAAGUAUAGGAAAGCAUACGAAACGAAAUAUGACGCAGCCAUCGAUAUGUGCCACAAUACUAGGACCCGAAUAAACCAACUGCUCCCCAGACUUCAACAAAACGCGAUAGGCGCAAGCGCAACCACCAUUUCAGCAGCCCCAGCCCCACCCCUAACUCAAAACUACUUAAAAGUACCUGCUUGUGACACUGAUUUCUUUUAUGGCGGCUAAGAAGAUUGGCCGCCCUUCAGGGACAUGUUCACAGCAGUUUACAAACAACACCCCCAACUCUCUCAAGCCCAAAAACUGUACUACUUAAAGCUAAAAACCCGAGGUAAAGCAGCACUUUUAAUAAAAAACUAUGAGAUGAAUGACCAAAACUUUGAGCUCGCAUGGGAUGCAUUAAAAUCCCGUUAUGAAAAUCGCAGACUCCUUGUCGACAACCAACUCAAAACCCUCUUUAAUAUUCAGCCCAUUCAAAGCGAAAAUGGGGAAAAAAUUCAGGCAAUUCAGACAACAAUAAACAAUUGCCUCUCGACUUUGAAAUCAAAUGGCGUACCCACAGAAAACUGGGACCCCAUAUUAAUACAUCUCUGCUCCUCAAAACUCCCAGAUGAAACCCUAGCGUUAUGGGAACAGUCACUCGACUCUAGAAAAGAGUUACCCCUCUGGUCAGAAAUGAAUAAAUUUCUGACAACCCGUUAUGAAAUCGUAGAGAGACUUAGUACGUACAGGCCAAAUAAACCCAAGGCCCCAGCUCCAAAUUAUACCCCACGCUCAUCAACACCUAAUCAUACUCAUUCCUUCGGCUAUAAAAACAGAACUCACUCAUUUAACACUGGGUUAAAAAACAGGUAUCUUGCAAAUUAUGCAACUAAAAUCACUCUCUGAUGAACUGUGUCAAAUUCAAGGAGCUCUCAGUUCUGGAACGCAAUAAGUCAAUAAGUUCAUAAGAGACAACAACUAUUGUAAAAACUGUUUGGCCUGCUCUCACUCAGAAAUUGAGUGCCACAGCAAGUUUACCUGCGUUUAUUGCCAAAAACGGCAUCACUCUCUUCUCCAUUACCCCGCUAGAUCACCAACAGCAAAUACAGGCACCAGGUCUAAAACAAAUCAGGCACGAGUCCCAUCUCCAGGGAAUAGCAACCCAAACGAAGCAUCAACCUCAAAGGCAGCUCAACAAACUCUCUCACAUUUUGCGAGUAGUAGAGAAAAAACCCUACUUCCUACCGCAAAAAUCUCAAUCCUGCAUAAUGGAGAAAUUUUCAAAAUUCGAGCUCUUGUAGAUCAAGGAUCUCAGAAAACAUUCAUAGCGUCUCGCAUACAAAACCUGCUUGGCCUCACGACAUAAGCGACUAGUUAUGAAAUUAUGGGAAUGGGUGGCCGCGUACUGCAAAAUGCGAACAGAAUCUGCCCGAUUACCAUUUGUUCUGCUGAUUCAACUAUGAAAAUAACGACAAACGCGAUAAUACUCCCGCAACUUACUCAUUUCUUGCCAUCGUUCAAAGUUACAUAUAUUGAACUGCAAGAAUACUCAUCCCUCCCCCUAGCAGACCCCCACUGUUUUACUCCAGCUCGAAUAGACAUGGUAUUAGGAAGCGAUGUCAUUCCCCAAGUGUUACUCCCAGGCCUAAAAACCAAUGUCGGUGGAAGUUUGAUAGCCCAAAACUCAAUAUUUGGGUGGAUUUUGAGCGGCCCACUGACGGAGCAAGUAUCAUCAUUCUCAACCCAGGUAGUUGAAAGCACAACAAACUCUCUCAAUGAUCUGCUCAAGAAGUUCUGGGAUCAGGAGGAAGUACCAGCAACCCCAUCCCUCACUGACGAUGAUGUAUUUUGUGAAGAUCUCUAUCAAAAGUCCACAACUCGCAGAGAUGACGGUCGUUACGUGGUAAAACUUCUGUUUAAAACUACUUUCCCGGACACGAUUGCACACGGACACUCCAAGCCUGCAGCACAACUACAAUAUCUCAGUAUCGAGAGAUCGCAUGAAAAGAAGCCGGAACUGCAACAAACAUACUCGAAGGUCCUGGAAGAAUACCUCUCAUUGGGUCACAUGGAACCCACAUCGUCCCGAGAAACAAUACGUGAAGGCAAAUAUUUUUCAUAGUACCUACCCCACCACGCAGGAAUUAAACCACAUAGUAAAACUACCAUGGUGCGAGUAGUUUUCAACGCGUCGAAACUUUCGCAUUCAAGUAUCUCUCUUAAUGCCAUCCUCCACACAGGCCCAAUUCUCCAAAAUGAUCUUAUGCUCGUUCUACUCAAAUGGCGUUUGUACAAAUACGUUUUCAAUGGCGACAUUGAGAAAAUUUA